Molecule: messenger RNA, 670 nt
Organism: Funneliformis caledonium
Lineage: Eukaryota; Fungi; Glomeromycota; Glomeromycetes; Glomerales; Glomeraceae
Source: the annotation of a GenBank genome assembly
UCAUGUCCAACGUACACAAUAUUUUAGCUGCUCGUCUGAAAAUUGGAACAUUCGGGACUUUCUGGAGGAAUGUGAUUUAGAACUGUUUGAACAGAAAAUCGACUGUUACAUUAAGAGUCUCAAGGCAUUUGUUAAUGACAAAAGAGUCAACAGAAAAGACAAGGCACAAAAACUUCUCGAUAAUUUCAGGAAGAAGGCAACUUCUUACUUACUUAACACUGGCUCUGCUGAGAUGCAGACGACCUUCUUGGUCGCUGGGGACCUUCUAGAUGAAUACUUACAACUACCAUAUACUCCACUACGUCAACUUUUUCCUUCAUCAGAUGCUUUCGUUCCCUGGCAACAGAGCAGUAAUAAGAGAUUAAAUGUUCAAGAGUUUUCAGAUUUAGAGGAUCUCAAUUUCACUUAUUUCACUUCAGAUCACGGAGUUAAUUCACGAAAUAUGCAAAAUGUUAGUAACGAAGAUGCUUACAUAAAAAGCAUCCAAUUAUUUCAGGAGAAUGCAACGGAAGAAAUUUAUUUCUCAAAUCCGUUAACAGAUUCUGAAAGGUGUUUUUUAAGGGAGAUCUGGAAUUCGUUGGAACCUUCAAAUGAAACACAGAAAAUCCGCCAAAAUAAAUGGGACAAAGUUUUACAGCCUCUCUUAAAAAAAUAUAAUAAUCAUUUUGAG